AAUAAGACGUUUGUCUUCGAAAAUAGUACAAUAUUGUAUUGAUAUGGCGAGAAGAUAAGAUUGUAGACUACACAGAGCUCUAAGGCUAAGCCUAACUAACAGCAGGACGGAGUAAGAUGGCUGAUAGGGCAGGUUCGUUUACGAAAGCAGUUCAAAAACAUGCUGGGCGCGCUAAAGAACGUCUCUUGCAGAACUUAGGAAAAGCAGACAAGACCUCUGAUGAACUUCUUGAAAUAUAUAUUCAUAAUUUCAAAAAACAACAAAAUGGAACACACAAACUUAACAAAGAACUCAAGAACUAUCUCUCCUGUGUUCGAGCCAUGCAAGCAGCGAGCAAGAGCCUUCUGGAUACUCUCAGUGAAAUCUAUGAACAAGAGUGGAUAGGACAUGACCAAAUUGCUGUCAAAGCUCAGAGUCUGGAGCUGCUAACUGAAGACUUUUGUACAAAACUUAAUGAUCAGGUGUCCACGCCUCUCAACUCCUACAUGAAUCAGUUCCCUGAAAUUCAAAAAAUAGCCAAACGAAAUAGAAAAGUGGUCGACUAUGAUAGCAGCAGGCACAGUUUAGAAGCUAUAAUUCACUCUUCUAAGAAAAGAGAUGAAAUGAAAAUAGCAAAGGCAAGAGAGAACCUUGAUGAGGCCAAGCGUUUAUAUGAAGUUCUUAACAAAGAACUACACGAUGAGCUACCAGCAUUAUACGACAGCCGUAUCGCAUUCUUAGUAUCAAACCUUCAGUCUUUAUUCUCAGCCGAAUCUGUCUUCCAUGGAGAGUGCACGAAGGUGCAUACACAGCUUAGUGAUAUGAUGGAGAGGUUGGGGACGGAGUAUCAUAAGGGUAGUUACAAAUCACGCAAGUCUAGGAAAAUACACACUGCAAAAAAUGAAAUUGAUGCAAGACAGUAUGAAGAAAUAGAAUUCAAGAGAAAUUCCUUAGAGAAGCAAAAAAAUGCUUCCUUGAAUGUUCCGGUUUCAUCUGAGAAGAAAGAACACAGCCGUGGAGAUGUGCCAGUGGCUCCUAAAGCAAAUUCUUUCUCUGAUGAAGUUAUAUCUCCGCCCUACAGGGAGACUGACAAAGAAUAUGAGCCAGUUGGUCCAGAGAACAACAUUGAUGAUGAACCAUUGAGAUCAAUAGAUCCCAAGAAGCUCGAGGAGCUGUAUGAUAUCCCUGUGGGAGCAACAACAACAGGCCUUCCACCUGGUGUUUUUUAUCGGGUUCGAGCUACGUACAAGUAUACGGCAGAAGAUGAGGAUGAAUUAGACUUUGAAUCUGGGGAGAUCAUUCAAGUGGUAGAAUACGAUGAUCCUGAUGAACAGGAAGAAGGAUGGCUCAUGGGCAUCAAAGAAUCAACCAACCAAAAGGGUCUCUUCCCAGCAAAUUUCACUCGCCCCAUUUAAGAUUUCCUGUAAAAUCUUGUCUCAGGUUACAGUUUGGAUACCUUGUUAUUAAGGUUAUCUGUACAUCAGUACAUGGAGUGUUUAAAAUUUAGCAAAAGAAUCUAUGUGUGUUUGUGUGAAAAAAUACAGAAAUUUAUUGUUGUUAGAAAUUGUACAUUGAAACAUAUUUUCUCUUUAUAAAAUUGUUUUUUUUACCCGUUAUAUUUUAGGAUGGACAUGCCAUGGUUUUAAAGUUUUUAUUCUCUAUUUAACUGACAAAAAUGACUUAAAACAAAAUAUUUCAAGAAAUCCUGUUGCAUGGCUUUAACGAUAUAAAUCUGUAUUUUUACAAUACUUUUGUUGUUGCCUAAAUUCUUGUUUGCUAUUAUUGAAAUAUAUUAUAAAAUGUUUAUGGUGUUCUAGCCAAGUAUCUAGCUAUAUGAAGCACAGCUAUUUAAACUCAAACUGUUGUGAUGCAUGACUGGAAUUCUUGAGUUAUAUGAUCAUGUUGUUGAAAUAGUUUAUGUGUACUUAACACACUUUUGUGUAUUUUAAGCAAUUAGUAUUUGUUGCUAUAAAAGAACUAAUAAAUUGUAAGUAGUUCGUAAUACGAUAUACCACCAGUAUACUUUUCUCAUUUGUUAUACUCUUUAAUAAUACUCCAUAGCUGUCUUUAAAUAAGAUAAGUAACCAAGACACACAAAACUUGGAAACUUCGAAUCUAAAGACAUUUACUCAAAAUACGUUUUUUUUAUUAAUUUUUUUUCAAUUUCACAAGCUUUUAGUUUGUGAUGUCAUUUUUAUUAGUUAUGGGUAGAAAAUGUACCCUUAUGAAAAGGGUCGUUAAACUUAAGUAUUGUCUUGCAUCUACAUACUGUUAUUUAUUAACUUUGUAGGCCUUAAGUAAUCCAACUAAUAUUUUAUAUGAGGUUUUCAAAGAAUACAAAAUUGCAUGAAAAUAUGUAAUAGUAACCAUAUAUAGUACAAAUAUUCCUAUGAAGAUUUAAUGUUAUACAAAACUGUUUUUAGGAAAAGUAUUUGUUGGUAAAGUAUGUUAAUGCAGUAAUAAAUUGAAAUAUUUUUAAGAUGCAGCAUAAAAUAUUUUUUGUAUAAUUGUGUACACCUCGCCAAACUGUUUCAUAAUGCCACUUCUAUAAUAUUUUUCAAGUGUGGGUAUUGUAUGGAAAGUCAUACAAAUACAAUUGUGAAUACCUUGUUGUAGUAUUUGUGAUUGGUUUGCAUCAGAGGUUAUACAACUACAAGCUGUUAUUAAGUUUGCACAAUGUAUUGGUGACAGACAUUUGUUAAAAGGCAAUAAUAAAAAUUCUGUUAAAAUUAAGCAUCUUAAGAGUAAAGUAUUAAGAAGCCCUGUGAUAUUGUUAACAUAAGGGUUUAAAAUAAUAUUACUUUGUUAUAAGUCUGGAAAAGUGACUUGUUUGAAUGUGAUGAAGAAGCAUCUAAAAGUUGUAGCUUCAGAUGCAGGACAAAACUGUUGUCUGUAGUAGCGAGUUAAAGGUUAUUUAUCCCAUAUUUUUAUUAGGAGUUAUCUUCAUCAGAUUGACCACAAGUACUAGUGUGCUUUAUGUUCUAGGAAGUUAAUGGUCAGCUAUCCCAAGUUAUAAAUUAAAAACUUGUGUGUUUGACAACUUAUGGUGCAUCCAUCCCAUGUGUCUGUUCGAAGUCAUCUUUGUCAAACUGACCAUUAGCACUAGCGUGCUUAUGUUGUAGGAAGUUAAUGGUCAGCUAUCCCAAGUUAUAAAUUAAAAACUUGUGUGUUUGACAACUUAUGGUGCAUCCAUCCCACGUGUCUGUUCAAAGUCAUCUUUGUCAAACUGACCAUUAGCACUAGUGUGCUUAUGUUGUAGGAAGUUAAUGGUCAGCUAUCCCAAGUUACAACUUAAAAACUUGUGUGUUUGACAACUUAUGGUGCAUCCAUCCCAUAUUUUUGUUGGAAGUAAUCUUACCAGACUGACCACAAGCAGUAGUGUACUUUAGGUAUUAGGGAGUUAAUCGUCUGCCAUCUCAAACAUAUUGUGGAAAGCAGCCCUAAGUGAUUGACUGACCACCAGCACUGAUUUCAAUAUCAUGAAUUAAAUUUCAUGUUAGUAUCAAGUUUUUGCCUAUUAACUUUAAUAUAUAUAUAUAUUAAUUAAACUUUGAGAUGUGAAAUAUUUUCAUCCAUUAUUUAUGUUCUCAUUAGUAAAGACCUCAAGUUUCGUUGUUUAUGUAUAAAUUAUAAUGUUAUCCUUAACGUUUUGUUUGUUGCUUUAUGUUUAUCAUGGUGAAUGUUUGUCUUCCAUAUUGGGUAAACCUGGUUGCAUGAAAAAUUGAAAUUUUGUAGUUUGAAGGUCGGAAUUUUUAAUAAAUGUCACAAGUGGUUUUCAAGGUAGCUUAUUAUGUAAAAUUACUUUGACUCUCUUAUGUCCUUCUUAUCAGAAGUGAUGUUAUUAUUUACAUUUUAGGUAUUGAAUAAUUUGAAAAGUAGAAACUUUUUAGACAUGUAAAGAUCUGUCUAUAAAUUUCACGUAUAAGCUUUCAAGAUGGCUAUUCCAUUUUAAUUUAAUUUGACUGUUUUAAGUCCUUAUCAGAAGUGAUGUUAUUUUUCUCCCUUAUCUGCAGAAACGCCUCACAGUUAUUGAUUUUAUAUUUGUAAAACAGAAUAAAACCUUGUAUACUCUGUUUGCCGUGGUACUGACGUGAUAAAAAAUUAUCUUGUAGUUUCUAUCUUCAUGUUUGGUAGUGGUUUUAUUUCAGAUAUGCUGUAAGGUGCUUGGUUAAUGGUUUUGUAGCUUCAUUUGACCUUGCGAGAGAAUGUUUUAAAUGACUCAAUCUUAAUUUUUUCUCAUAAUUGUUAUUGUAAAAUAUUAAUUUUAAGAGCAUCAGUAUUUGUGGUUCAGUUUUUAUAUGCAAAAAUUAAUGGUACAUCGGGAAAGUUAGUAUUAUAGCUACAUAAAAAUUAACAGAAAUGUGUGUUUCCAAAAUUUUGUCAAGACUAAGAAAAACAACAACAACAAACUAUUCUAUAAAGUAAACCAGUAUUGAAAUUUACUCAGAGGAGAUCUGUUAAUAUUUUGUUUUCUUAAUCUGCAAAGCUUUACAGUAGGAGAAUAUUUUCCUUCUUUGAUAACCACAAACAUUUUAACCUGAAUGUAACUUAGCUGUCAGUUGUAAUAUUAAGUAAAAUUUUUCAUACUCUACAGCUGUUUGUAAUACUUAGCUUAAUAGUUUUUUUUUAAACAAUGAGUUUGUCGGUCGUCUUACUAUAAUCGGCAAGUGUGCACAGUGAAAAUGAUUUAGAGUAACAAAUUUCUGACCGAGACAAUUUAGGUGUCUAGUAUUAACCAAUAGAAAUAAACCUAUAUUUUCCUCA
Limulus polyphemus (Atlantic horseshoe crab) is the source of this 4743-nucleotide messenger RNA. RefSeq names its product amphiphysin-like. The transcript has 14 exons. The record is from RefSeq and is a predicted model, not a curated record. Gene Ontology annotation, molecular function: phospholipid binding; protein binding. Gene Ontology annotation, cellular component: plasma membrane; cytoplasm. Lineage: Eukaryota; Metazoa; Arthropoda; Merostomata; Xiphosura; Limulidae. Bases 117 to 1394 code for a protein of 425 amino acids.